UAGGGUUAGAUGUAGAGGGCCACCCUUGCAAAAAUUAUCAUCCGAAAUUUAAUAUGAAAUCAAGAAAUCUAACCUAGUUCUAUACAACCAUAUUACAAAAUUCACUUGCUUUCGAUUUCGUACCAAUAUAAUUAGCAUAAUCUCGUUCUCUCUUUGGAAAAAAAAAGUUAAAAAUACAGCUAGUCAAAAAAUUCAAAACACAAUCACUGUUGUAAAUGUUGUAAAUAGGCACCUGCAAAAUCACGCUGUACCCUGAAAAAAACUUCCGUUUGUCCAUUGUCAGGCGCCGAAAAAAAGAGAAGAGAGAAAAAAAAAAAGAAAAAUUAGAGAACUUUUGAAGUUUCUUGAAAAGGGGUGUUAAACAAAGGUUAAUGGAAAAAUGGGCUGAGCUGAGUGACAAUGAUGAUGGUGAUGGUGGUGGAGGUGGUGAAGGGGGAACUUCUCAGGGGAACAUUUGGUUCGAUUUUGAUCUCGAUUUCCCGAACGAAAAACACCAUAUCGAUCCGUGUAAAGAGAGGUUGAGGGGUUUGUUCGAUCAAUUGCUCGUUGCCUUUUUUAAUGAAAAAUCCGCGAGCAAUUGCGUUAGGCCUAUCCCGGCUUUUUGCAGGGACGGCCAGCCUGUCGACCUGCUUAAACUCUUUUGGGUGGUGAGGAAAAUCGGCGGGCAUGAAGAGGUGUCGAGAAAUAAUUUGUGGGGUUUCGUGUCGAAAGAAUGUGGAUUAGGUAUUGGGGUGGUUCAAAUUCAAUCCGUUAAGUUGAUUCACGAUAAGUAUUUGAACGAGCUGGAUCAAUGGCUACAGAGAGUUGUUAGCAAGGGAGAUGUGGAGAAUGAAGAUGGUGGAGUUGUUAAAAAAUUGGAUUUGUUGUCCCGUGAGUUGGAAGCUAGCUUUGGGAGUUUGUUGGAAAACGGGCAGAAAGAGGAAGGUACUAAGUUUUUUCAAGAUGUUAGUGAAAAAUUAUGCAGUGGUAAUGGUCGAUCUACUGAACAUGUCAUUCAUGAAUUACAAGACGUAAAAAUCGAUAUAGACAAAGGUAUUAUUAACGGUUUUGCUUCACCGGCUAAGAGGGUGGCAAAAAAGUGUGUAACAAAGAGGGUGGUAAAAAUAUCCUCAGAGAACACUGUGAAUGGAGGAGCAAAUGGCUUUUCUAAAGUACAAGAUGAUGAUUGCAGUGGGAAGUCUUACAAUGAAGAUGAAGCUAACGUUUUUAAUAAAGAUAUUAUUAACAAGGUUGUUAAUAGUGAAAGGACUGUUUCUAAUGUAACUAUUAAUGACGGCAGGUCAUCAGCCGAAAACAACAGUGAUGUUCGACUUUCUGCCAAGAAAGUUGUUGGCAGUGUUCUUAGUAAAGCACGUGAUCUUUCAGAGAAGAUUAUUGAUUAUAAAGAGAGGGUCAAAGUUGAACAGGACAUUGAUAAUGUGAUUCCAUCCAGAAGUGAUAAUGGGAAUCCGUUGAAUUUUCGGAAGAGGAAACGAGAGUCUCGGCCGUUUUUAGAAAUGCUACACUGGCUGACCCGUGUUGCGAAAAGUCCACAUGAUUCUCCAGUCGGGAAAGUUCCAGAAUGUUCCAAGUGUAUUGACUGUGGGAAUGAGGAGUUAAGGGUUCAAGCUGUGUCAGCUCGGGAAGCUUUGCUGAUAAGAAGGAAUGCUGAUACGAAUGCAGAUGAUAGUCUUGUAAAGGAUAAGCAAAAGGCAAAGAUGCAUCCUUCAAUGUACCAAGAUGACUUUAUCGAUCACCAAACCCCAUACAAAUUAAAAUCAAGCAAUAGGGCAUCUAAUUCGCCGAAAUCCCAUUUAUGCAGUUGCUGCAAUUCAAACACUGCUCGGAGUAAAACCAUCGAUCAACAGGAGGCAAACAAGGUAAGUAGUACCCCAAAAGCACCCGUGAAAUUAGUUCUCACAGAUGCGGAAAAACAAUCCGAAAUAUCAAAUGGUAAGAAUUCCUCUUCAGAAGUGACGGCUGAGAAGAAAGUUUCUGUGGGCCCUCUCCACCAAGCUGUAGUCCCAGAAUGGACUGGCGUAAUUUCAGAGAGCGACUCCAAGUGGCUCGGUACAAGAAUGUGGGCCCCAACAGAUUGUGAAAAAAAGUCUAUGCUUGAUAAGGUGGAUUCUAUUGGGAAAGGGAGGCCUCAUUCUUGCGAUUGCCUUUUUCCGAAUUCUGUCGAGUGCAUUAGGUUUCAUGUUGCUGAAGAAAGGCUUAAACUAAAACGUGAACUCGGUGUAAUAUUUUACCGGUGGCGAUUUGAUCGAAUGGGUGAAGAGGUUUCGCUUUCUUGGACAGAAGAUGAGGAGAAGAGAUUCAAGGACAUGAUGAGAUCGUAUGCUGCUUUCCCGAAUAAGUUUUGGAACAAUUCUUUUCGGUUCUUGCUUUGUAAAACGAGAGAAAAUUUGGUGAGUUAUUACUUCAAUGUUUUCCUUGUCAACAAGAGAAGCUACCAGAAUCGAGUAACACCGAAAGAUGUCGAUAGUGAUGAUGACGAAAAGGAGUUUGGGUCGGUGGGUGGUUCUUUUGGAUAUAAUGCACUUUAUGUGCCCGGUACGAGUUCAGUUUCAUGCACACUUAAUCAGGAGUCAUCAUACAAACUCGUGCAGUCAAAGUCAUAAGAUGUUGGGGUGGAUCAUCCAAAAACUUCCGUACUAAAGAAACAAUUUUGAAGUAGCCCGUGGAGUCAAUUUUUGGAGUGAAUUUCAAUUUGACUUGUAAAUACCCUUCCUAGCUAUGGCGGAAGCUCGAUUUACCAAGGUUUGGCUUUACUUUGACAUAUAGAGCCACUGUGGUUAGAUGUUUCAUAUCAAGUUAGACUUUGUACUCUCUCGACAUCACAGCUAAAUGCUAUUUCAAACUAUAGUGUUUUUCCUUUGUUCUGCUCAAUCUUGUUACUUGAUAUUGUUGUUUGUUGUUACUUUGUGGUAAAUGCUAGUGAUUGCAAUGUUGAGC
Messenger RNA from Striga asiatica, 2937 nucleotides. The record is from the annotation of a GenBank genome assembly. NCBI's taxonomy places the organism in Eukaryota, Viridiplantae, Streptophyta, Magnoliopsida, Lamiales, Orobanchaceae.